Molecule: messenger RNA, 1535 nt
Organism: Dermatophagoides pteronyssinus (European house dust mite)
Lineage: Eukaryota; Metazoa; Arthropoda; Arachnida; Sarcoptiformes; Pyroglyphidae
Product: NDP-glycosyltransferase YjiC-like
Molecular function (GO): UDP-glycosyltransferase activity; hexosyltransferase activity
Source: RefSeq, a predicted model, not a curated record
GAUGAUCAUCAUUUCUUUCAUUUUAAAUUGGUGAAAAUAUUCGUUUCUUCUUCUUCAGUUUUUCUUUGUUUGCAAGUUUAAAGAAAAAAAAAAUUUCAAAAAUGAAAAUCUUUAUUCAUGUUAUGGAUUUGGUUGGGCCACAAAAUGCCUGUAUUGGUCUUGGUCAACAACUUGUACAACGUGGUCAUCAAGUAAUAUUUUUGGUGAAUGAAAAUUUUUUAAAAAAAUUUCAACCAUAUUCAAAUCAAUUUAAAAUUUUGGGCUUAAAACCGGUUGCCGAUGAAGAACCAGAUGAAAAUGAAAAAAAUCUUCAACCAAUACAAAUUCUAAUCAAUAGUUUUAUCCGGAUGGGUUUGUUUGAUCCAAUCAAACCGAUUGAAAAAAUUCAUCGUAUGAUUGAUAGUAAAUUCAUAAGAAAUCUUGGUGCAAAUGCUGAAGCAUUCGAACCACAAAUCCGAAUGUUGAUUGAACAAGAAAAACCAGAUAUAUUUUUAGUUGAUGCAAAAAUUAUGUCACCAUGUAUAAUGAAUUCAUCAAUACCAUGGGUUUAUGUAUUCUGUGCAAAUCCAUUAGGUCUUUUUACUGAUGAACGUUUACCACCAUUUUCAUCCGAUUUACCAAUCGAUGGUGAUCGAAAAGAAUGGCAAGAAUAUCGUCAAAUAUUACAUCAAAAAUAUUUUGAUAAAGUUGUUGCACGACAACGUGAAAUUUGCGAAAAAUUUGGCUAUCCACCGCCAAAAGAUCAGGUUUUUUUCCCACGUUCACCAUUAUUGAAUAUCUAUCAAUUUCCAAAAGAAUUAGAUUAUGAUGAUACGAUAAAAUUACCUGAACAUUAUCAACGUGUUGAUGCAUUUGUACGUGAUGAUCCAGAACCAUUUGAAUUACCGGAUAAAAUUCGUAAACAAAUGAAACCAGGCGAUAAAUUAAUAUUCUUAUCAAUGGGUUCAAUGGGUUCUUGUAAUUUAGAACUAAUGAAACGUUUUGUUCGUGUUUUAUCCAAAACACCAUAUUAUUAUCUUGUAUCAAUGGGACCAUUAUAUGAUCAAUAUGAAUUAUCGGAUAAUAUGUGGGGUGGUCCAUAUGUACCACAAACAAAAAUUUUACCAUUAGUUGAUCUGGUUAUUUUUCAUGGUGGUAAUAAUACAUUAACCGAAACUGUUUAUUUUGGUAAACCAAUGAUCGUUAUCCCUUUGUUUUAUGAUCAAUAUAAUAAUGCACAACGUGUACAGGAAAAAAAUUUUGGUCGUCGAUUAGAUCAACAUCAAUUUACUGAUGAACAAUUAAUCGAUACUAUCGAUAAAUUAAUUAAUGAUAAUGAACUUUGUGAACGACUCAAACGAAUUGGUCAAAGAAUUCGAACAAGUCAAGCAAAAGAUUUGGCUUGUGAACGUAUUGAACAAUUAGCUAAAUCAUCGAAACAAAAUUGAUUUUGUUUUUUGUUUCGUUUUUUUAAAGAAAUUAAUUCAGACUUUAAUGUUUUUAAUCAAAAAAGAAAAGAAAAUGAAUAAAAUAAAUAGAUUGAUUAACCCCCUCCA